Chara braunii is the source of this 1437-nucleotide messenger RNA. NCBI's taxonomy places the organism in Eukaryota, Viridiplantae, Streptophyta, Charophyceae, Charales, Characeae. The record is from the annotation of a GenBank genome assembly.
CGAUCGUACACCAUGUGUCCUAUCUACGUCCCCUCCAUUCCUCUCCAUCUCCAGUUGUGUCUGCUUCCUCCUUCGCUACGGAAGAGGAAAACGACUCGUUAUCGCUCUCAUCCCCUCCUGCUUCUCUUACUCCAUCCUCAUCGCCAUCGCCAUGAGUUUUCUUACUGAGCAGGCUCUCGACGAUCACAUGCUGGCGCCACGUGGCGACAUCUCGGCAAUUCGGCAAGUUCAUCAUCCGCGAUUCAGUUCGGACCUCCUACGGCUCGCGCAGUUCUUCAGCACUACCGGGGUAUACGCAGCGGCAGAGUUCCGAUUCACCGGUCAUCAUCAAGCGAUCGUACUGGCAGAAGCGACGGUGGUUCGACGACUGUCAGCACCAGGAGUUAGCCACGUAUCCACCGUCGUCGUCAUCAGCGGUGACAUCAGCGCGAUCAGCCCUCUGCGACACACGCCCAUCCGGACGUCGCUAAGGGAGUGGGGACAGCAGCUGGCAGCAGAAUGGAGUCAAUGGCUUACGCGCCGCGGCGAUAAUCUUGUCCCCGUGGACGACAUCGACGUCGGAGGACUCCGGACGUCGAGACACGAGCCCGCGGUGCUGACGUGGACAAGGGACGUAGAGCACCGCGCUUGGGUUGCAUACGUGGAGCUGUUAAUUAUCCAAGUGUGGAGGACGGAGGUGGAAGGAGACCUUCUCGGAUUUCUAUUCAGAUCGAUGCGUCCCGACUAUCGGCAGCAAAUCAUACAGGAACUCACGAUUCCCCUCGCGCAGCUGCUUGACGAUCUCCCUCUCGACAUCAUCUCGCAGAGCGACGAGAGUCCAGUCCCGCACGUCUUUUCACGCGCUUUGACACCCUACCUGCAGUGGUCGGCUUGCCUCGAGGAGUUAGCGGGCAACAACAACCCGCCAUCGCAACACCCAUACUUGGAUCCCCAGAGGAUAAUCGACCUCGCCUUCUUUCAGCCUCGAACGGCCUCCGAAGACGAAGCGAUAGCGCUAGAGGAAGAGGAGGAGGAGGACGAGGAGGAAGGCGAAGAAGAAGAGGAAACCCCGGAAGAGGGAAGUUACAACGAGCACAGCGAGGGAGAGCAGAGCGACGACGAGAAAGAAGAAGAAUCUGAGUGGGAAACUUUGGAAGAAGAGGCGGAUCGCGUGGAAGGCACGGAGGAGGAUCCCGAGGCGGUGCGGAAGAGAAAAGAAAUCGUCGCCGGCAAGCAGCAGCUGGAGUACGCAAGCGAGGUGAAUCUGCCAGUCUCAAACGAUCCAGCUAUGGAUCCGGAGCUGCCUAAACCAGAAGAUGGGGACCUUGCUGCUCGGGAACGAUUGCGUACGGGAUCACGGGGUGAUUAGAUGAUUGGGUAGUUGUUUGUCCAGAAAAAAGUGAAUACCUCGCGGGGAUGCGUGUAAGCGCGAUCUUAUCUGCGCAGCCUACACGUAUC